AUGGAGACUCUACGAGACACUGCCUUUGGCAAGCUUGUCCGCUUAGCCACCCGCUAUCAAUGGAUGCAAUACCCAGAAGAACAAGACUCAUCCAUUUGGGUCGAGUAUCUCAAGACCGAAACGCAGAAAGAAGAGGCUACUUCCAUAGCGGAUACCCAAAAUGAGAACCCUGAUGAUCUGGAAGCCUGCGGGAUCUAUACCGUCAUGUCCCAAGUAUCGACUCGGAGCCGACGGAUGUCAUCAGCUUCCACAAUCGGUGCUCCAGUUCAAUCUAUUGUGAUUAGUUGGCGAGGACCGGAUGAUCCAGAGAAUCCCCAAAACUGGAGCACGAAGAAGAAGUUCUUCGUUAGCACCUUAAUCUGGUUCCUGACUUUCGCCAUUUACAUCGGCUCUUCAAUUUAUUCACCCGGUAUUCCUGGCGUCGAAGAACAAUUCGGUGUAAGCAGUGUUGCCGGUACACUUGGCCUGACACUAUUCGUCGCAGGCUACGGACUUGGACCAAUGAUCUGGGCACCAUUAUCCGAAAUCCCAAUGAUAGGUCGAAGCCCAACAUACGUCCUAACUCUAUUCGUCUUCGUCUUCUUCAAUUUCGGCAUCAUCUACGCCAAAAACUUCGGCAUGCUUCUCGCCUUCCGCUUUUUAACCGGAUUCAUCGGUUCGCCCGCUCUAGCCACUGGUGCCGCCUCAAUGGGCGAUAUCUGGAGUCCCAGAAUCCGAGACUACAUGAUCGGUAUCUGGGGUAUGUUCGCUAUCUCCGCACCCGUGCUAGGACCCAUGCUAGGUGGGUUCGCAUUCUCGGCAAAGGGAUGGACAUGGACUAUUUGGCAAUUACUUUGGGUUUCGGCCUUUGCCUUUGUUCUACUAUUCUUUGGUCUACCCGAGACAUUCGCGCCUAAUAUCCUUGCGCGAAGAGCGCGUCGAGUCAGGAGGAUUACAGGCAACUCGGCAUACAUGGCUGAAUCUGAAAUCGAGAUUAAGGAGAUUCAGUCUGUGGAUUUGGUGUUUGAGGCUCUGAUUCGUCCGUUUCAACUUUGCUUCGCUGAACCGAUUGUCCUGCUUCUGAAUCUUUAUAUUGCCUUGAUCUAUGGAAUCCUUUAUAUCUGGUUUGAGGCAUUUCCUAUCAUCUUUGAAGAGCUUCAUGGAUUCAAUCCCGGUGAAGGUGGACUUGCGUUCCUUGGUAUCUUGAUUUCAACCUGCUGCCUUGUUAUCCCAGGCUACUUCUACUGGAAAUAUAAGUACCAGUCUAAGUAUUUUGAUGAGAAUGGGAAUCUCGCUCCAGAGUGGCAGAUGCCACCUGCCUGUGUUGGUGCCUUUGCACUACCGAUUUCUCUUUUCUGGUUUGGUUGGACUGGUAACUUCGCCAGUGUGCAUUGGAUUGUCCCGAUUAUUGCAUCCAUGCUGUUCGCUGUGGGUGGUUGCUUGAUUUUCAACUCUAUCUUUUGUUACCUUGCGCAUGCCUAUCCCCGGUACGCGGCGAGUGUGCUCGCUGGGAAUGAUUUCUUGCGCUCGUCGUUUGGGGCUGGGUUUCCCUUGUUUGCCACUGCAAUGUUUCAUAAUUUGGGGAUUGGGUGGGCUUGUACCUUGCUAGGAUGUCUGACGAUUGUGUUUAUGCCGUUUCCUUUCAUUCUGUUCUUUAGAGGUCGGAAGAUUCGGUUGGCUAGCAAGUUUGCUCGUCAUGACAUUUGA
Molecule: messenger RNA, 1686 nt
Organism: Penicillium malachiteum
Lineage: Eukaryota; Fungi; Ascomycota; Eurotiomycetes; Eurotiales; Aspergillaceae
Product: MFS transporter
Exons: 3
Coding region: 1-1686 (561 amino acids)
Biological process (GO): xenobiotic detoxification by transmembrane export across the plasma membrane
Molecular function (GO): fluconazole transmembrane transporter activity
Source: RefSeq, a predicted model, not a curated record